Messenger RNA from Selaginella moellendorffii, 1713 nucleotides. RefSeq lists its product as uncharacterized. Lineage: Eukaryota; Viridiplantae; Streptophyta; Lycopodiopsida; Selaginellales; Selaginellaceae. The transcript is spliced from 3 exons. The record is from RefSeq and is a predicted model, not a curated record. The coding region runs from base 1 to 1713 and encodes 570 amino acids.
AUGCGCGGCCGAUCGAAGGGAGUAGCACUGUCGUCGUUCCGGUACUGGCUACGAGCUAAUGAGCCGGUGGGAGCUGAUUGGAGCGCCCAUCCUCCAAAAUGUGGCUACAGCACAGGCGCUCUGCCAGAUGCAUAUAGCAACAACUGGCGGCAGGAGGCGUCUUCAGAACUUCGCAAUGUCCAGAAAGAAUUUCAAGCGUUUCCUGAAAGCCAAUUCGAGGUGGUGAAAGACGUCGAUGGUGCAAGCUUCCUGAGGCUUCCCCAGUUUCUAUGUGAUGAGUGGGGCUACGGUACCGCAGACUGCGAGCCUUUGCUGCUCAAGCGAGAUUGCUACGACGUACUCUGCAGCAAAAUCGAUGGAUUUUUCAAGACCCCGAGGGCCAAGUCUGUCGUUGUCCUUGGCAACCCUGGGAUUGGUAAAUCAGCCUACUGCGUUUACCUUCUAUGGCACCUGGUCCAAGGUAAUGCGGAGUGGAGCAUGAUCAUCCUCAAGUACGCUGAAGGCUCAGGUCUCUUCUUUGUUUUCACAAAAGACGGGCAGGGAAAUACUGUAGUCAACCUGAACCGUGACUCAGAUGCUGUCCGUCGGCUGGUGAAGCAGCACAGGGGGAGAGUGUGGUAUUUGGCGGACAAGCGUGUCCCAAUGGUUCACUGGACCUUACCUGGUCACUGCCAUUUCGUUCUGACCUGCUCUCCUGCCAAGGAGAACCAUUUCCAGUUCAGCAAAUAUCCUGUCACGGCGACGUACUACCUUCCCGUAUGGUCCAAGGAGGAGAUCAUGCAGCUGAACAAGGCCGUUUUCAAGCUGCCUGACCAAGACGUGCAUGAAGCCUUCAAACUGUGGGGAGGGAUUCCGAGACACGUCCUUGCAAAUCGAUCGAGAUCGAGCGACAUCCUUUUGUAUUUUGCCAUCAAGUCGGAAGCAAGACAAAUGGUCGUAGACGUUCCUGGCAACAAUGAGUCGAUAGAGAAGGAAGAAGAUUACCUCCAGGUCUACCAUUACGACGUGGACGUAACCAGCUGCGAGCUACAUGAUGUAUUUGCACCGCUGAAGUUUGCAUCUGACUUUGUGGCGGCAGGGGUGGCCAGACUGUUGCGGCCAUCACUAAUUGAUAAUAUAGCUGGAGGACAUGCUUCAGAAAAAUUGCGAGCCUCUCUGUUUGAUGCCUUCUUCCAUUGUCUGCUGGAGCGGAAUAUUUCUGUGAGCAGCAAGGAAAUGGAUGAGCAAGGGAAAUGGGGUCCUCUUCUCAACGAAGAUCUUCCGUUGGUGCGGUUCGAGUUUGCACCGAAGUCGGUUGGAAACAAUGCGGUCCUGCCAUCGUUUAUAUUGGACUGCACUGUCGUCAGGCCCGAGUCCAGGAGCAACAGGAGCUGGGAUCUUAUAUUAGGCCGAAGGGUUCUUCAAGCAACUGUGACAAGCCGUCGAGACGGCAAGAAGCUCGAGGUCACCGAAGGGCUUGUUGAAGCCUUGAGUUUCCUGAGACGAUGCUACGGUGAUGGUACGAAGCUGGAGCUCAUAUACUUCGUUCCUAGGAAAAUGUUCGAGUCGUUUACUCCCACGCUGCCUGGAGGCGUUAAUGCCGUUUCGAGAGCCGAGGCUGUUAAAAGGUUCACGACCAAGCUGAACGUCAAAGUGAAAAAGAUGUGCCUGCGUGUGGACCAGUCUCUUGCAGAUGUUGCGACUUUGAAAGCUUUCAACUUACCCAACCUGUGA